Monodelphis domestica (gray short-tailed opossum) is the source of this 3337-nucleotide messenger RNA. RefSeq names its product BCAR1 scaffold protein, Cas family member (gene BCAR1). NCBI's taxonomy places the organism in Eukaryota, Metazoa, Chordata, Mammalia, Didelphimorphia, Didelphidae. Gene Ontology annotation, biological process: cell migration; cell surface receptor protein tyrosine kinase signaling pathway. Gene Ontology annotation, molecular function: protein binding. The record is from RefSeq and is a predicted model, not a curated record. Gene Ontology annotation, cellular component: cytoplasm; focal adhesion; plasma membrane.
UGGCUCCGCAGUGCAAUGGGCGGGCAGUGGAGCGCCGGUCACGUGGCCAGGCCGGCUCCCUCGAGGGCCGCGGGGCCGGCACGUGCUCCACCGCCCGCCCUUCAAACAGCCUCCAGCGCGCACGCGCUCCUUCCAGUCCGAGGCUGGGGAGCGUGCUCUAGGAGCCUGGCGGGCGCUUGGACAGCCUACGCCGCGGCGGCGGCUCAUUUGCAUGAGGAGUCCGAGAGAACCAAUGGGAAGGCGGGCCGUGCAUGCCGGGAGCCGGGCUGGGCAGUGAAGGCAGAAGGUUCGCCGGCCCCGGGGCGGCCCCGGCCAGUAUACGGGCGCAGCGCUGCGGGUUGGGAUCCGGGCGGCGGUGGCGAUGCGCUAGGAGCGGGGCCCUGGAGUUGGGGUCGCCCUGACCGAACAGCCUUUCCUCUGCUCCGCCGCGGGGCCCGGGCUGUGGGGCCGGGGCCCGAGAAAAUGAAUUACCUGAAUGUGCUGGCCAAAGCCCUUUAUGACAAUGUGGCAGAAUCCCCCGACGAGCUGUCCUUCCGCAAGGGUGACAUCAUGACGGUUUUGGAACGCAACACUCAAGGCCUGGAUGGCUGGUGGCUCUGCUCCCUGCAUGGGCGCCAGGGCAUCGUACCAGGCAACCGACUCAAGAUCCUGGUGGGCAUGUAUGACAAGAAGCAGAGCGGGCCGGGCCAGGGGCAGCCUCAGCCCCAGCCAGCCCUGCCCUGCCAUCCCCAGGGCCUCUACAGUGUGCACUCGCCAGCCUCCCAGUAUGCCCCGAUGCACCCUGCCUACCAGACCCCAGGAGACGGUGUCUACCUGAUCCCAGGCCCCAACAAGGCCCAGCAGGCUGUCUACCAGGUCCCUCCUUCCAGUGCGCAGUUCCAGUCUCCUCCGGCCAAGCAGCCCCUGAUGUACCAGAAGCAGACGCCCCAUCACCAGUUCCAGAGCCCAGCCCAGGACAUCUACCAAGUGCCCCCAUCGCUAAACCCCACACUGGACGUGUACCAGGUGCCCCCCGGGCCUGUGAGCCCUCCUCAGGAUAUCUACCAAGUGCCCCCUUCCGCCGGCAUGGGACAAGACAUCUACCAGGUCCCCCCUUCCAUGGAUGUGCGGAGCUGGGAAGGAACAAAGCCACCCACCAAGGUGGUGGUGCCCACGCGGGUGGGCCAGGCCUACGUCUACGAAUCGCCCAAGGCGGAGCAGGACGAGUACGACAUUCCCAGGCACCUCCUGUCCUCGGGGACCCAGGAGAUCUACGACGUGCCCCCCGUCAGGGGCCUGCUGCCCAGCCAGUACAGCCAGGAGGUCUAUGACACCCCCCCCAUGGCCGUCAAGGGCCCCAACAGCCGGGACCCCUCGCUGGACAUCUACGACGUGCCCCCCAGCGUGGAGAAGGGCCUGCAGCUCCCCAACCCCCACACGGUGUACGACGUCCCCCCGUCCGUGAGCAAGGACGUGCCCGACGGACCCCUGCGGGAGGAGACGUACGACGUGCCCCCGGCCUUCCUGAAGCCCAAGCCCUUCGACCCCAGCCGGCACCCGCUGAUCCUCGCGCCCUCGCCCGUCCCCGCCCCGGACCCCUACCCGGCCGACGACGUCUACGACGUCCCCCCGCCCGCCGGCAAGGGGGCCCCCGCGCCCCCCCCGGAGAUCUACGACGUGCCCCCCGGCCUGCGCAAGCCGGGGCCCCCGGGGUCCGUGUACGACGUGCCCCGCGACCUGGCCCCGGCCGGCAGCCGGGCCGCCUCUCUGGAGGCCGACGGGGACGGCGUGUACGACGUGCCUCCCCAGGCCGACCGCGAGCCCCGCGCCGACGGCAAGCGCCUGUCCGCCUCGAGCACGGGCAGCACCCGCAGCAACCUGUCGUCCUCGUCGCUGGACGUGGUGCCCGUGAAGGAGCCGGCGGCCGGCCGCGAGCCCAUGGACCUGGAGGCCGCCAUGGAGACGCUGGCCAGGCUGCAGCACGCCGUCGGCGCCGCCGUGGCCCGCCUCAUGUCCUUCGUGGGCGGCAGCGGCUGGCGGGAGGCCGAGCUGCUCGAGCCCCACGUGCCCGGCCUGCGGGCCGCCGCGGCCGAGGUGAGGGCGGCCGUCCGGGAGCUGCUGGAGUUCGCCCGGGGGGCCGUGGGCCACGCCGCCCACGCCACGGACCGGGCCCUGCACGCCAAGCUGGCCCGGCAGCUGCAGAAGAUGGAGGACGCGUACCAGGCGCUGCUGGCGCACGGCCAGGCCUUGGACGGCUGCCAGUGGGCCCUGAGCGCCCUCGUGGCCGGCGGGCAGCCCCCGGGGGCCGCCGACAGCCUGGACGGCCUGGUGACGUGCUCCCGGGCCAUCCCCGACGACACCAAGCAGCUGGCCUCCUUCUUGCACGGCAACGCCUCGCUGCUCUUCAGACGGACGAAGCCGGCCGCCCCCGACGCGGGCGGCCAGCCCGGGCCCCCCGGCCUCCACCCCCAGCCCGCCCCGGCCCCCGACAAGGCCAGCAGCAUCCAGUCCAGGCCCCUGCCCUCCCCCCCCAAGUUCACGUCCCAGGACUCUCCCGACGGCCAGUACGAGAACAGCGAAGGCGGCUGGAUGGAGGAUUACGACUACGUCCAUCUGCAGGGGAAGGAAGAGUUUGAGAAAACCCAGAAGGAGCUGUUGGAGAAGGGCAACAUCAUCCGGCAGGGGAAAGGGCAGCUGGAGCAGCAGCAGCUGAAGCAGUUCGAGCGGCUCGAGCAGGAGGUGUCGCGGCCCAUCGACCACGACCUGUCGGGCUGGACGGCCGCCCAGCCGCCGGCCCCGGGCCGCCCCGGGGGGUCGGGGCCCUCCGACCGGCAGCUGCUGCUCUUCUACCUGGAGCAGUGCGAGUCCAACCUGACCACCCUCACCAACGCCGUGGACGCCUUCUUUAGCGCCGUCGCCACCAACCAGCCCCCCAAGAUCUUCGUGGCCCACAGCAAGUUCGUCAUCCUCAGCGCCCACAAGCUGGUGUUCAUCGGCGACACGCUGAGCCGCCAGGCCAAGGCCCCCGACGUGCGCAGCCAGGUGACGCACUACAGCAACCUGCUGUGCGACAUGCUCAAGGAGAUCGUGGUGACCACCAAGACGGCCGCCCUGCAGUACCCCUCCCCCACGGCCGCCCAGGACAUGGUGGACCGCGUGAAGGAGCUGGGCCAGAGCACGCAGCAGUUCAGGCGGGUCCUGGGCCAGCUGGCCGCGGCCUGAGCCCCGGCCGGACCGUGACGGGCUUGUACAUAGGGGGGAGCCGCGGCGGCCCGGAAACGCUCCAGAACUAUUUUUCGUUAUUGAUUUUCCAGUCAUGUGACUAACGGUCCACAUUUAAAUAAAAAAAGCAACCCAA